UCUUCAGCUUAUCCAAUUUGUUAUCAAAUUAGGAAGAUGGACAAAGGUGUACUUUCAGCUAUGCUUUUCUUCAUUAUACCACUGUACAUGCCCAAAAUUGUUGCUGCUGAAGAUUCUCUCUUUCUUUUUUGUUCAAAUGAUUUCCAAAAUUACACACAUAACAGCCCAUUUGAAUACAACCUCAUGCACCUUCUUGGGUUAUUGCCUUCCAGAACUUCAGUAACAGGUUUCAACAGCACCUCCUUUGGAGAUACUAACAAAGUCUAUGGUGAAGCACUUUGUAGAGGGGAUAUCAACUCCACAGCUUGUAAAACUUGUAUUGAGACUGCUAACAAAGAAAUCUUGCAGUGCAAGAACGAAGAAGUGGUAAUAUACCUAGAACUUUGUCAAGUUCGCUAUUCCUACCAGCAAUUCUCAAUUAUGGUUUAUGCUGGGAAGUAUCCUGACAGGAAUAAAAGGGAGAAAACUAUAUCAAAUGAGGACCCGGUUCAUUUUAAUAAGGUUUUCAAGCAUUUAAUGAAUGUCCUUUCAAAUGAGGCAGCACUCAAUCCUUCUAAUAAGCGCAUGUUUGCAACUGGGGAAAUUCAAUUUUCUAAGAACAGAACAAUUUAUGGUUUAGUACAGUGUACUAGGGACAUUUCUGAUGUAAUCUGUUAUAAUUGUCUGGAAUCUGCUAUAGGCGAUUUGAAGGCUUGCUGCUAUUCUCGUGAAGGUGGAAUUGUUGUUAGUAGGAAUUGUAAUGUGAGGUAUCAGCUGUACAGAUUCUAUAGUUCCUCAAGCGUUCUAGUAACUUACCCAAGUUCCAAAGGGAAAAAACUGAAAAUUUGGAUGGUUGCAAUGUUUACAUGUAUAUCAACACUAGUGGUUCUACUUGGUUCUUGUGCUGUUUAUUGCCGAUUGAAAAAGGGAACAAAACAAGGUAAUGCAGUUGCAGUCACACGAGAAGGUGAAUUGGUGAUCUCUGAGGAACUACCUUUUAUCGAUCUAGCUACAAUUAGAUCAGCUACAGAUGAAUUUUCAGACUCAAACAAGCUUGGGCAAGGUGGAUUUGGCACCGUGUACAAGGGUACGCUACCAGAUGGGAAGGAAGUGGCAGUGAAAAGGCUGUCGAGAAAGUCAUGGCAAGGCUUAGAGGAAUUUAAGAAUGAAAUCAUACUAAUUACUAAACUUCAACACAGGAAUCUUGUGAAGCUAUUGGGAUGUGGCAUAGAGGGAGAGGAAAAGGUCCUCAUAUAUGAAUACAUGCCCAACAGAAGUCUUGAUAUCUUUAUUUUUGAUUCAAAAAGAAGCUUGCAACUUGAUUGGGAGACAUGCUAUAACAUUAUUGGUGGGAUUGCUAGAGGACUGCUAUAUCUUCAUGAGGACUCCCGACUUAAAAUCGUUCACAGGGACUUGAAGCCUAGCAAUAUUUUGUUGGACCAUGACAUGAUUGCCAAAAUAUCAGAUUUUGGCAUGGCAAGGAUCUUUUGUGAAAACCAGAAUAUAGCUAACACAAGAAGAGUUGUAGGAACAUAUGGAUACAUGGCUCCAGAGUAUGCAAUGGAGGGACUAUUCUCUGUAAAGUCAGAUGUUUUCAGCUUUGGUGUGAUCUUGCUUGAGAUUAUUAGCAGGAAAAGGAAUAACCGCUUCUACCUUACACAGCAUGCCUCAACACUCCUUGCAUAUGCAUGGAGACUAUGGAAUGAAGGAAAAGAUUUGGAAAUUGUGGACCCUUUGUUGAUGGAAUCAUGCCAGACAUCCGAAGUCCAAAGAUGCAUUCAAAUCGGACUUUUGUGUGUACAAGAAGAUCCUACAGACAGGCCUACCAUGUCCAUUGUGGUGGCUCUUCUAGGAAGUGAAUCAAUGGAACUUUCACCACCAAGACAACCUGCACUUUCUGUUGGUAAUGUCGUUCCAAGUGGUCUAUCUUCAACAGCUCCUUCUGUAAAUGAACUUACUGUUUCUAUUAUUUCACCACAGUGAAGGUUGAGCUUGAGUUUGUGCAGCAAGAUCUGGCUAGCAAUUUUUUUAUUUAUUUAUGGAUAAAUUGUUAGUUGGGAUUAGAGAAUUUAAAACUUAAGGGCUUGUUUGGUUUGAGCCAAAAAGGGGUGUAUUUUGUAUUCA
Messenger RNA from Quercus robur (English oak), 2103 nucleotides. Its product is annotated as cysteine-rich receptor-like protein kinase 10. The transcript is spliced from 7 exons. Gene Ontology annotation, biological process: protein phosphorylation. The coding region runs from base 37 to 1962 and encodes 641 amino acids. Gene Ontology annotation, molecular function: ATP binding; protein kinase activity. The record is from RefSeq and is a predicted model, not a curated record. Lineage: Eukaryota; Viridiplantae; Streptophyta; Magnoliopsida; Fagales; Fagaceae.